Messenger RNA from Trichechus manatus latirostris (Florida manatee), 8344 nucleotides. RefSeq names its product golgin A4 (gene GOLGA4). The transcript is spliced from 25 exons. Gene Ontology annotation, cellular component: Golgi apparatus. Gene Ontology annotation, molecular function: small GTPase binding. The coding region runs from base 249 to 7013 and encodes 2254 amino acids. Lineage: Eukaryota; Metazoa; Chordata; Mammalia; Sirenia; Trichechidae. The record is from RefSeq and is a predicted model, not a curated record. Gene Ontology annotation, biological process: Golgi vesicle transport.
GUUCACCUGCUGCCGUUGUCGUCGCCGCCGCCGGGGCUGGAUGGGGGGCCGAGGCCGGCUAGUGGCACCCGGGAGAAAGAGACGCGGCGGCGGCGACGCCGACACCUGCAGGACGAGUGUCCCGCGCUGCCUGCGAGCCCAAGGAGGAGGCGGCGAGGCCCGGUCCCCGCAGCCCCUGGUGUAGAGAGGUGACUCUCCGGGCACCCGCCCCUCAGGUUUCAUUCACACUCAGGACCUCGCGCUGCGCCAUGUUCAAGAAACUGAAGCAAAAGAUUAGCGAGGAGCAGCAGCAGCUCCAGCAGGCGCUGUCUUCGUCUCAGGCUUCCUCCAAUUCUUCAACACCAACAAGAACCAGAAGCAGGACGUCUUCAUUUACAGAGCAGCUUGAUGAAGGUACACCCAGUAGAGAGAAUGCGUCUGUCCAUGCCACGAAAGCUCCCGACAGUGUUAAUGGAAGUGAACCAACUACUCCCCAGCCAGGUGAUACGCAGUCUUUUGCACAGAAGCUCCAGCUCCGGGUACCCUCUAUGGAGUCUUUGUUCCGAAGUCCAAUAAAGGAGUCCCUAUUCCGAUCUUCCUCUAAAGAGUCCUUGGUACGAACGUCUUCCAGAGAGUCCCUGAAUCGACUUGACCUGGACUGUUCUACUGCCACCUUUGAUCCUCCCUCUGAUAUGGAGAGUGAGGCUGAAGACUCACUCGGGAGUUCAGACAGUCUCAGCAAAGAGCAGUUAAUUCAGCGGCUGCGAAGAAUGGAACGGAGUUUAAGUAGCUACAGAGGAAAAUGUUCUGAGCUUGUUACGGUUUGUCAGACUCUUCAGAGGGAGAAGAAAAAGCUACAAGAUAUAUUAAGUCAGAGUCAGGAUAAAGCACUUCGGAGAAUUGGAGAAUUAAGAGAGGAGCUCCAGAUGGACCAGCAAGCAAAGAAACAUCUCCAAGAGGAGUUUGAUGCAUCUUUAGAGGAGAAAGAUCAAUAUAUCAGUGUGCUCCAGACUCAGGUUUCUCUGCUAAAACAUCGAUUACAAAAUGGUCCGAUGAACGCUGAUUUACUUAAACCACUACCCCAGAUGGAGCCACAGGCUGAAGGCUUCACUAAGGAAGAGAAUGCAGACAGUAAUGUAGAGCCAGUAGAGGGCCAUGGAGCUCCUUCUAAAAUGGUGGAAACACUUCAGCGCAGAGUUAAGCGUCAAGAGAAUCUACUUCAGCGUUGUAAGAAAACAAUUCAGUCGCAUAAAGAACAGUGCACGCUGUUAACCAAUGAAAAGGAAGCGCUACAAGAACAACUAGAUGAAAGGCUUCAAGAACUAGAAAAGAUGAAGGAGCUUCACAUGGCUGAGAAGACUAAACUUAUCACUCAGUUGCGUGAUGCAAAGAACUUAAUUGAACAGCUUGAACAAGAUAAGGGAAUGGUGAUAGCAGAGACAAAACGUCAGAUGCAUGAAACCCUGGAGAUGAAAGAAGAAGAAAUCGCUCAGCUUCGUGCCCGCAUCAAGCAGAUGACCACCCAGGGGGAGGAGUUACGGGAGCAGAAGGAGAAGUCUGAGAGAGCUGCUUUUGAAGAACUUGAAAAAGCCUUGAGUUCAGCCCAAAAAACAGAAGAAGCACGGAAAAAGAUGAAGGCAGAAAUGGACGAACAGAUUAAAGCUAUUGAGAAAACGUACCAGGAGGAGCGCAUCAGUCUCCAGCAGGAGUUGAAACGGGUGAAGCAGGAGGUGGUGGAUACAAUGAAAAAGUCCUCAGAAGAGCACAUCGCUAAGCUACGGAAGCGUCAUGGAGAGGAGCUGGCCCACAAAGAGCAGGAACUGACCACAAAGUUUCAGGUCCGAGAAAGGGAACUUCAGGAGCAAAUGAAAGUAGCUCUUGAAAAGAGCCAGUCAGAAUAUUUGAAGAUCACCCAAGAAAAAGAGCAGCAAGAAUCUUUGGCCCUGGAAGAGCUAGAGUUGCAGAAAAAAGCAAUUCUCACAGAGAGUGAAAAUAAACUUCAGGACCUUCAGCAAGAAGCAGAGACUUACAGAACUAGAAUUCUUGAAUUGGAAAGUUCCUUGGAAAAAAGCUUACAAGAAGGUAAAAAACAAUCAGAAGAUUUAGCUAUCCAUUUGGAAGCUGAAAAAAAUAAGCACAAUAAAGAAAUCACUAUCAUGGUUGAAAAACACAAGACAGAAUUGGAAAGUCUGCAGCAACAGCAGGAUAACCUUUGGACUGAAAAACUCCAAGUCUUAAAGCACCAGCAUCAGGCAGCAAUGGAAAAACUUAGACAAAAGUGUGAACAAGAAAAGGAAGCACUGUUGAAAGACAAGGAGAGUCUCUUCCAGGCCCACAUAGAAGAGAUGAAUGAAAAGACUUUAGAGAAGCUUGAUGUAAAGCAAACAGAACUGGAAUCGUUAUCUUCUGAGCUGUCUGAAGUAUUAAAAGCCCGCCACAAUCUAGAAGAAGAACUUUCUGCACUAAAGGAUCAAGCAGAUGAAGUGAAGCAGGAAUUAGAGGCCAGGCUGGAUGAACAGAAAAAUCAUCAUCAGCAACAAAUUGACAGUAUCAUUAAAGAGCAAGAGAUGUCUAUCCAAAGAACGGAGAAGGCAUUAAAAGAUGAAAUUAAUCAACUUGGGCUUCUUCUAAAGGAAAAGGACCAGCAUUUAAAAGAGCAUCAGGUUCGUGUGGAGAAUUUAGAGGCAGAUAUCCAAAGGUCUGAAGGGCAACUCCAGCAGACUUCUGCUAAGCUGGAUCUUUUUCACUCAUAUCAAAGUACCUCACAUGAGCAGGCAAAAGCUUACGAGGAACAGUUGGCCCAAUUGCAGCAAAAAUUGUUGGAUUUAGAAGCAGAAAGACUUCUUCUUACCAAACAGGUGGCUGAAGUUGAAAUACAAAAGAAAGAUGUUAGUACUGAGUUAGACACUCACAAAGUCCAGGUGCAGGACUUAACACAGCAACUUGAAAAGCAGAAUAGUGAAAUGGAGCAAAAAGUAAAAUCUCUAACCCAACUCUAUGAGUCCAGACUUCAAGAUAAUAACAUAGAGCAGGAACAGACAAAGCAAAUCUUGAUGGAAAAGGAAAAUUUAAUUUUACAAAUGAGAGAAGGACAGAGCAAAGAAAUUGAGAUACUCAAACAGAAACUGUCAGCCAAGGAGGACAGUAUUGGUAUUUUGCAUGAGGAAUAUGAAACCAAAUUUAAAAACCAAGAAAAAAAGAUGGAAAAAAUUAAGCAGAAAGCAAAGGAGAUGCAGGAAAUGUUAAAGAAGAAGUUGUUGGAUCAGGAAGCCAAACUUAAAAAGGAGCUUGAAAAUACUGUUCUAGAGCUUAGUCAGAAAGAAAAACAGUUCAAUGCUAAAAUCUUGGAAAUGGCACAGGCUAACUCAGCUGGAAUCAAUGAUGCGGUAUCAAGACUGGAAAUGAAUCAGAAGGAGCAAAUAGAAAGUCUUACUGAGGUGCACCAGCGAAAACUCAGUGAUGUCGUAUUAAUCUGGGAAAAGAAACUUAAUCAGCAAGCUGAAGAACUUCAGGAAAAACAUGAAAUUCAGUUACAGGAAAAAGAACAAGAGGUGACAGAACUGAAACAAAAGAUCCUCAUAUUGGGGUGUGAAAAAGAAGAGAUGAACAAGGAAAUAGUGUGGCUGAAGGAAGAAGGUGUUAAGCAGGAUACAGGAUUCAAUGAAUUACAGGAACAGUUAAAGCAGAAGUCUGUUCGUUUGAAUUCUCUCUUACAAAAUGAGAAUACGCUGAAAGCACAACUUGAAAAGCUGGAGGUUGACCUGAAUCAUUCUCUGAAGGAGAAUACUUUCCUUCAAGAGCAGCUAACAAAACUGAAGACACUGUCAGAACAAGAUAAACUUAAGGUUUCUGAGUUGACUGACAAGUUGAAGGCCACUGAUGAUGAAUUCCAGAGUUUGAAAUCUUCACAUGACAAAAGUAAGAAAAGCCUAGAGGACAAAAGCUUGGAAUUCAAGAAACUGUCUGAGGAACUCGCAACACAGCUAGAUCUUUACUGUAAGAAGACUGAAGCCUUAUUACAAGUUAAAACAGAUGAGCUAGUCAACAUUAGUAACAGCAAAAUUAACGUCAUUCUUUCUAGAAUUUCCCAUUGUCAACUCCACACAACUAAAGUUAAGGAGACACUGUUAAUUCAAACCUGCAAAGUUUCUGAAUUAGAAGCACGACUUAGACAGCUAACAGAAGAGCAAAAUACACUAAACAAUUCUUUUCAACAGGCUACCCGUCAGUUAGAAGAAAAAGAAGAUCAAAUUAAGAGCAUGAAGGCUGACAUUGAAGGUCUUGUAACAGAAAAAGAAGCCUUACAGAAGGAAGGAGGCAGUCAGCAGCAGGCUGCCUCUGAAAAGGAGUCUUGUAUCACACAGCUGAGGAAAGAGUUAUCUGAAAACAUCAAUGCUGUCACACUGAUGAAAGAAGAGCUGAAAGAAAAAAAAUCUGAGAUCAGCAAUCUUAAUAAACAACUAACCGACCUGAACGAUCAGCUUCAGAAUAGCGUUAGCAUGACAGAAAAAGACGCAGCCGUUUCAUCGCUAAGUAAGCGACACGAAGAAGAACAGCGGGGAUUGCUGGAGCAGGUGCAGGAUUUAUCUUUGAAAGUUGACACUUUGAGUAAAGAGAAAAUGUCUGCUCUUGAGCAGGUGGAUCACCUGUCCACCAAAUUCUCAGAAUGGAUGAAGAAAACACAGUCAAGGUUUACACAGAGUCAGAAUACUAUUAAAGAGUUGCAGCUGCAGCUUGAGUUAAAAACGAAGGAAGCUAGUGAACAGGAUGAGCAGAUAAAUUUAUUGAAGGAAGAGCUUGGUCAGCAAAAUAAAAGAUUUGAAUGUUUAAAGGGUGAAAUGGAAGAUGAGAAAAGCAAGAUGGAGAAAAAGAAAUGUAAUUUAGAGACUGAGUUAAAAACUCAAACAGCAAGAAUUGUGGAGUUAGAGGAACAUGUUACUCAGAAAAUAGCUGAAAUUGAAUCCUUACACGAAGUCCUUAAAAAUUACAAUCAACAAAAAGAUAUUGAACAGAAAGAACUGGUUCAGAAACUUCAACACAUUCAAGAGUUAGGAGAAGAAAAGGACAACAGGGUUAUAGAAGCUGAAGAAAAAGCCUUAAGACUUGAAAAAGAAGUGUCGUCCAUGAAAUCUGAACUUGAAACUAAGAAAAAAGAAUUGGAACAUGUGAGUUCAAGUGUGAAAAGCAAAGAAGAGGAGUUAAAGGCAUUGGAAGAUAGACUGGAGUUAGAAAGUGCUGCAAAGUUAGCAGAACUGAAGAGAAAAGCUGAACAGAAAAUUGCUGCCAUUAAGAAGCAGUUGUUAUCGCAAAUGGAAGACAAGGAACAGCAAUAUAAAAAAGACAGAGAGAGCCACUUCAGUGAGCUAAAUAUGAAAUUGCAGGAAAGAGAGAGGGAAGUUCUCAUCUUGGAAGAAAAACUUAAGUCAGUAGAAAGUUCACCACAACCAGAAACAUCAGUUGUACCCAGAUCAGCAAAAAAUGUGUCAGUAUGUACCGCUCAAGAAGAAGCAGAUUCCCAAGGCUGUGUGCAGAAGGCGUAUGAAGAAAACAUCAGUGUUUUACAAAGAAAUUUGACUGAGAAAGAGAAGCUGUUACAGAGACUAGAGCAGGAAAAAGAAGAGACACUUUCUUCUUCUUCUGAAAUGCAGUGCAAAUACCAGGAGCUCUUAAUAAAGUUAGAGCAUGCUGAAACAAAGCAACGUGAGGAUCAAGUUAUGAUCAGUAGUCUUAAAGAGGAACUGGAAGAAAGAAACAGGACAUCUUCCUUGAUAGUGUCCCAGCAGUUGGGAGAAGAAGGAGGGGAAAACAGCACAGGGGCAAAGCAAACCUUGGAAAACGCGGUUGACGAUGUCCAGAAAACCCUCCAGGAGAAGGAACUAACCUGUCAGAUCUUGGAGCAAAAGAUAAUAGAGCUGGAUUCCUGCUUAGUAAGAGAGAAGGAAGUACAUAGAGUUGAAAUGGAAGAGUUGACCUCAAAAUAUGAAAAAUUACGGGCUUUACAAGAACAGUUGGAUGGAAAAAAUAAACCCACAGAAGUUCUGGAAGAAAGUGCUGAAAAAAAGUCAAAAUCACAUAUGGCCCAACCCAAAUUGCUUGGUAACAUGGAGGCCCAGCACAAUGACCUGGAAUUUAAAUUAACAGGGGCAGAGCGGGAGAAGCAGAGGCUGGGCAAGGAGGUUGCUAGAUUGCAGAAAGACCUUCGAAUGUUACGGAAGGAGCAUCAGCAAGAAUUGGAGCUAGUAAAGAAAGAAUGCGAACAAGAAAUUGAAGAGAAAAUCAAACAGGAGCAGGAAGAUCUUGAGUUGAAGCACAAUUCCAUGUUAAAACAGUUGAUGAGGGAGUUUAACACACAGCUGGCACAGAAGGAGCAGGAGCUGGAGACAACCGUCAAGGAAACCAUCAAUAAGGCCCAGGAGGUGGAGGCUGAACUUCUGGAGAGCCAUCGAGAAGAGACGAAUCAGUUACAUAAAAAGAUUGCAGAGAAAGAAGAUGACUUAAAAAGAACAGCCAAAAGAUAUGAAGAAAUCCUUGAUGCUCGUGAGGAAGAAAUGACCGCAAAAGUCAUGGACCUACAGACUCAACUGGAGGAGCUGCAGAAGAAAUACCAGCAAAGGCAAGAGCAGGAGGAGAACCCUGGCGGCGAUAAAGUAAUAAUUAUGGAACUACAGGCACAGCUGGCACAGAAGACUGCUCUUAUCAGUGAUUCAAAGUUGAAAGAGCAGGAGUUCAGAGAACAGAUUCACAAUUUAGAAGACCGUUUGAAGAAAUAUGAGAAGAACGUGUAUGCAACAAGUGUGGGGACACCUUACAAAGGUGGCAAUUUGUAUCAUACAGAUGUCUCCCUCUUUGGAGAACCUACCGAAUUUGAGUAUUUGCGAAACGUGCUUUUUGAGUAUAUGAUGGGUCGUGAGACUAAGACCAUGGCAAAGGUUAUAACCAGUGUACUCAAGUUUCCUGAUGACCAGACUCAGAAAAUUUUAGAGAGAGAAGAUGCUCGGCUCACGUUUACUUCACCUCGCAGUGGUCUCUUCUGAGUAAACCGUCAGUCUGUGCUUAGUUAGCAUGUGGUCAUGGCUCCGAUCUUCAUCUUGAAGAAAUGGGGAGAGUGACGUUGGGCAAGCCUGCUGCUUGGAAGACUGUCAACAUUUGUAAUUCUUUGAAAAUGAAGCUGUUAUUCAGGGCCUCUCAUGUAGCCCAAAGACCAAGAGUAAUCUGACGUUGGCUCAGACUGCCUUUAAAGUAGAUUAUGUCAGUGGAGAAACGGUGACAGUUUUUUUCUUUCGUCUUCAGUUUUCUGUUGGGAGGAGUUUUAUGUUGUUGAAAAGAUAUUUUUAAAGACUUAACCUGAUUUAUGAGCUCACUUAGUCUCCCUUCUUCUGUUCUUUUUGUCCCUCUUUGUAGAGAACUGCUUGCCCUUUCCUAUUUAUUUUUAAGGUGAUUUUUUAAAAAGACUUGUGCAAUACAUUUUGAGGUGAAACUUACGGCUUUUUUCUGAUAAAUUAGAGCAUUGAAUCGACUAUUUUAUCCAGGUUGAUUUGUUGAGUAUUUGCUAAAGACUAGCUCUUUAGGCUCUGACAUGAUCAAUCCAAAUGGCGGCACCUCAUUGUUUACUUAGCUUUCUUACUUACACUUUUCAGAGGAGAAAAUACUACUGUAAGUUGUAAAUAGUACAUGAUUGUAUUGUAUGCAGAUCUGUGACUGUGGACAAUGUCAUCUCCAAGGAACAGAUAAAUAAAGUUUAUUUACUAGAUAAAAUUUGCUUGUUGUGCUUCUUCCUGAGUUGAAAUUUAUUUCAGAAUAUGGUCAGGAAUCUGUGUUCUCGCUCCAUGAGUAGAGCGACGCAUGUUUGUCAGGAGAGCCAGAUGCUGAGCAUUUGGAAGAAUUUUUCUCUGUGCUGAAUUAGUAUGACCAAAUUAGAAAACAUAUGGAAAUAAGGAUGUGGUGGUAUCUGUUUUAGCUUCCUGCCAUCUUGGGGUUGCCUUCACUCUCUGGAGUAGACAGAUGGUACUUUGAGUGUUUUUAAACUCAGUGAGAGAAAUUUCUGGACACCAAGAGAUAGGAACUUUCAAAGUGUUUCACAUACCUUUUAUUUUCUAGGAAACACAGUUCUCAAAUAAUACCUGGGUAUCAUCUAACCUCUACCUCAAGGUGGAAUCUCAAUUAUCCAGGUAAGUUGGCAAAACUUAUCCCACUGAAAGGUUUCUGACAACAGACAUGAUUUCUUACCCUUUUUUAUAUCUUUUUCUAGAGUAGAAAUUGUUAACUGUUAGUGAAAUCCCCGUAUAACUUCCUACAAUUUCUUACUAACUCGGUUAUGGAAACAAGCAUAUGAAAAAGAGCAGGGGUCAGCAGCCUUUUUUUCGUA